AUGGCUUCAAAAGCUCAAGAAGGUCAGUCUACAAUCAAGAAACUACGCAUUGCGUUUGUGCACCCUGAUUUAGGCAUUGGAGGAGCUGAAAGAUUGGUUGUUGAUGCAGCCCUGGGUUUACAGGAAAAGGGCCAUGAAGUUGUCAUAUACACGAGUCAUUGUGACAAGACCCAUUGUUUUGAAGAGGUGAAGAAUGAUGUGCUGAAAGUUGAGGUGAUGGGCGAUUUUCUACCCACAAAUGUCUCUGGGAAACUGUUUAUUCUGUUUGCUAACCUGCGUCAGCUAUAUUUGAUCGGGAAGCUUGUUGUUAGCGGGAAAAUUGCAGAAAACGAUCUGUAUAUUGUUGAUCAGCUCUCUACGUGUGUCCCUUUUCUUGCAUUGUUAAGCCAGUCAAGUAGAGUUUUGUUCUAUUGCCAUUUCCCUGAUCAGUUGCUGGCUCGACGGACCAGUUUGGUGAAAAAGGCCUACAGAAUUCCAUUCGAUUUACUCGAACAGCUUACCAUGAAUGCGGCAGAUUGCAUUGUUGUGAACUCUAAAUUUACCAGAUCAGUGUUUGCCAAAACGUUCAGAUUCGCAUCGAGAAAGCCUAAUGUCAUAUACCCAUGUGUGGGACUGGAAAACGAAAAAAUCCCAGACGCAGAUACCAGACGCUUCAACAUUAUACUGCCUGAUGAUGCGAAGUUCUACUUGAGUGUGAACCGCUAUGAACGGAAAAAGAACAUAGAACUCGCUAUCCAAUCGUUCGCUCUCACCUUACAGAGCAAAAAGACAAACACCAAGCUAGUUAUCGCCGGUGGUUACGAUGCAAGAGUACAAGAAAAUAGAGAUUAUCUUUUGGAACUUCAGCAAUUGUCAGAAAAAUCAGGGCUCUCUCAUAUGACUUUGCAUUAUCCACAAUGGGAGCAAAGCCAAGAGGCAAUCGGCGAGAAAUCUUCUCAAGUAAAGAUCAUCUUCUUAACAUCCAUUUCCUCUUCCUUGAAGGACUUGCUGCUUCAAAAAAGUGAAAUGCUGCUUUACACACCUUCUUUUGAACAUUUUGGAAUCGUACCUUUGGAAGCAAUGAAAUUAGGAAAACCUGUUCUCGCAGUGGACAAUGGUGGGCCCUUGGAAACGGUAGUGACCCUUUGUCCUGGAUCGAACGAAAGCAAAUCAACUGGUUGGCUAAGACGAGGUGUUCCCAGUGAGUGGGCUACCGCUUUAGAAGAAUCAGUGCCCUAUCUGGAAGAAAAGCCUACAAUUUUCCAGCAAAAUGGGCCGGUCAGGGUCCGCGAAAUGUUUUCCAGAGACGCAAUGACGGAUGAAUUUGUGAAGAGCAUAUCGGGACUUUCUUGGAGCGAUAAUAAACGGACUUACGCUUACCAUUUAACGUUCAUCCUGUUAUGUCUAAUUUCGAUUGCCCCUAGUGUAUAUUUAGGAGGUGUAAAAAGUACGCCUUUUGCAAUGACUGCCGCGGGUCUUCUCUAUUUCUUUAGAGGAGUUGAGUCACUUGCAUGUAUCACGGCCGUCAUUAUGGUAAGCAUGGUUGCUGCGCGUUGA
Molecule: messenger RNA, 1536 nt
Organism: Lachancea lanzarotensis
Lineage: Eukaryota; Fungi; Ascomycota; Saccharomycetes; Saccharomycetales; Saccharomycetaceae
Gene: ALG2
Product: LALA0S05e06084g1_1
Exons: 1
Coding region: 1-1536 (511 amino acids)
Molecular function (GO): alpha-1,3-mannosyltransferase activity; GDP-Man:Man(1)GlcNAc(2)-PP-Dol alpha-1,3-mannosyltransferase activity
Source: RefSeq, a predicted model, not a curated record